This is a messenger RNA of Monoraphidium neglectum, 351 nucleotides long. RefSeq lists its product as hypothetical. The coding region runs from base 1 to 351 and encodes 116 amino acids. The record is from RefSeq and is a predicted model, not a curated record. The transcript has a single exon. Lineage: Eukaryota; Viridiplantae; Chlorophyta; Chlorophyceae; Sphaeropleales; Selenastraceae.
AUGAGUGACUUUGAGUCGUCGGACUCGGACCCCUACGGCGAGGACGCCAGCGAGGACAGCAGCGAGGAGGAAGACGAGGAGGCGGUCGACGAGAACGGCGUCGCUGACGAGGACGGUGACGGGGACGAGGACGAGGACGAGGAGGAGGAGGGGGAGGAGGGGGCCGGCGGCGAUGAGGAGGAGGGGGCUGCCGGCAAGCCCACGUUCCGCGGGAUCAAGGCGGCGGACGCGGACCUCCUCGUGCCGGUGGGGGGGGGGCGAUGCUUUGUGCUGCAAAAUGGGCGACGGGGGGGCGGCACCUUGGCACCGCGCAGGUCCCAGUGGUCCCUCGUGGGCACCGCCACGGCAUAA